This is a messenger RNA of Hemicordylus capensis (graceful crag lizard), 929 nucleotides long. RefSeq names its product LYR motif containing 2 (gene LYRM2). Gene Ontology annotation, cellular component: mitochondrion. The transcript has 3 exons. The record is from RefSeq and is a predicted model, not a curated record. NCBI's taxonomy places the organism in Eukaryota, Metazoa, Chordata, Lepidosauria, Squamata, Cordylidae. The coding region runs from base 299 to 565 and encodes 88 amino acids.
CAGGGGUUGGGGCAGAAAACGAAAAGGAGCUUCGUGUUUGACCAUACUGAGCAUGCUCGAAUGCUUAUGCGCAUGCUCAGAAUGAUGCACCGGGCCGGACUCGUUGAGCGGCUGGGGAAAGAACUCCUCCUGAGAGGAGGAGGAAGAAGAAGCCGAGGUGAAAAACCGCUUCGCCGCCGCUCUCUGCCCUUUCAGAGCCUGAACCGAGCGGGGCGCUGAAGAGCCGCCGCCGCCCAGCAGCAACCGCGCUGGGCCGCAGAGAGAGACGGAGGGAGGUGGCCGCCGGCUUCCGCUCGUCAUGGUCGCGUCGCGGCUGCCCCCGGCCGCGCUCACGCUGAAGCAGUUCCUGAGAAGGCAGCAGGUUCUUCAGUUGUACAGGAAAAUUCUGCAGGCUAUUCGUCAGGUACCUAAUGAAGCUGAUCGCCAUUACCUUCGAGACUGGGCAAGGGCAGAAUUCAAAAGAAAUCAAGAUGCUACAGAAGAGGAUACAAUUAGGAUGAUGAUCACUCAGGGCAACAUGCAGCUUCAAGAACUGGAGAGAACACUCAAGCUGGCAAAAUCAUAGCCCUAAUUCUGCUCACUCACAGAUUGUGGAAUGCAGUGUAUGUGUUAAACAUAGCUUUCUCAGAGGACAUUGGAUUAGGAGAGACUCCUCAAAGACCCCAAAUGUGAUUCCAGUGCAGACAUCUAGGAAUCAUUAGUAGGCAGCACUGCAUCAAGUUGGAAAAGCUGAGCCAUGACAGGAAGAAGUACACAAGGAGAGACUGCAAAAAGGUGAUGUCUAAAGCUAAGCUACAUCUGUCAAACAAGCAGAAGUGGACUUUACUACCUAAACUGAGCCUGUGGACACCAGGGUCUAGACUGUAAAUACUAGAACUACUAAACUAACUUUCUCUGCCACAUUAAAGAUCUUGUUGUUUACCAUUGAA